AUGCCAAAGCACGUACGAGUAAAAACGGGCUGCCUCAAGUGCCGAUCGCGGAAGAAGAAGUGCGAUGAGACGAAACCCGUCUGCCGCGGCUGCGAGCGCAAUUUCUUGGAAUGCACAUGGCCAAACACCAAUUCCCACCCAGUCUCCAUCGGCCUUGGCGGCUCUAGUUUCCAGUUCAGAGACAGAGGCUCCGAAGGGGAGCAUGGCCAGCCCAGUCCCCAAGUCCCACCCGACUGGCAACACGACCUCAUAUCAUUUCCACUUGCUUCUAACUCGCCAUUAGGCCAGAACCCAUCCCCGUGGGAUGCGGCUGUCUUCAAUCUGGACUUGACAACCCCUGCAUCUUCCCACAUAAUAGUCGACGACCACAGCGACGGUUCCUUUAUCCGUUGUCCAACUCGCUCACCACAAACAAUACCUGAUCCGGCGCUGGCUGGCCAUGUGCCCGAUGCAUCUGCCAACCAUGCACUCAUGGUAUCGCAACCUCUACAAGCCCUCGAAGACACUCCGCUCGGGGAGCCCAGGGCCUCUCCUUCGUUCUUCCCGAACCACAUGUCGUCUUGGGCCGACCAGGAUUUCCAUGACUUUGGGCAUUACCUCGUCAAGACCUCUGCCAGCAUGUGGUCUGGGUUCACCUCAUCGAACCCUUUCCUGACUUUCCUCGUGCCACUCGCCCUAUCCGACGACCUUCUCCUGAAUCUCAUCCUUACGCAGAGCGCCCUGCACAGAGCAAUAACUGCCGGCGUAGAACUUGCUACGACUGCUCAAAAGCACUACUACAAGUCCCUGUCCCUCUUUCGAAGAGCAGCAUAUGCUAGACAACAGAUAUCUGGUGCCUUUCGGGAUUUCAUUGUCGAGUACUACGUCUACGCAUCAACUGUAGCCGUACUCUGCAUGAACCCCGAAGGCAGGGCGCAGUUUGAGUUGCCCACUGCGAUUAAGGAUGAGGCUAGAAGAUUAGCAGAGUCGCGUUAUACUGGGAAUCUAUGCGGUUGCUGGUUAGAGCUCCUUCUUCUUAUUCCGGACAUCAUACAUUUUGACGCGGUCCUUCAUGCCGACCAGGAAGCCAAUGGCGGCGUGGGCUUUCCCCACGAGGUAUUUGCCAAUUUUGCCAAACUUCAAGUCGAUGUUCUGUCUUGGAGACCAACCUCAGAGGCCACGCCGGAGCAGGCCACGGCUGGUCGUCUAUAUCAGCAGGCGCUUUUGCUUCAUCUGUACACACGCCUCGUCGAGUCUGCGCCGAAUGCUCAGAGCUACUACCAAGGACUAGUGUCUGCAGCUGUCCAGGAAGGGUUAGCACUUCUGCACAAGUUGCCGCCUGGGAGACCGCUGGAUACGAUUCUCCCCUGGCCGAUCGCGGUAAUUGGGUCGUGUAUCACUGACGAGGAUCAGUACGAUGUGGUCCAAAAUCGACUUAUAGUCAUGGCCAACACGAUCGGCUUUAGAAACAUCGAGGGGAUCAUGAAUGCGUUGGCUCUAUUGCGAGGUAGUAAUGAGAGCGGCCAGGGGCCAGCUCCUAACGCCGACGGCGGGAGUCCGGUGGACGAAUGGGCUCCCUGGGCCACCUUCCUAUUUACGUGCUUGUAA
This is a messenger RNA of Scedosporium apiospermum, 1587 nucleotides long. RefSeq lists its product as uncharacterized. Gene Ontology annotation, molecular function: transcription cis-regulatory region binding; zinc ion binding; DNA-binding transcription factor activity, RNA polymerase II-specific. Gene Ontology annotation, biological process: positive regulation of transcription by RNA polymerase II. Bases 1 to 1587 code for a protein of 528 amino acids. Gene Ontology annotation, cellular component: nucleus. The transcript is spliced from 4 exons. The record is from RefSeq and is a predicted model, not a curated record. NCBI's taxonomy places the organism in Eukaryota, Fungi, Ascomycota, Sordariomycetes, Microascales, Microascaceae.